Elephantulus edwardii (Cape elephant shrew) is the source of this 1425-nucleotide messenger RNA. It is a transcript of the gene ADAMDEC1, whose product is annotated as ADAM-like, decysin 1. The coding region runs from base 7 to 1425 and encodes 472 amino acids. The transcript has 13 exons. The record is from RefSeq and is a predicted model, not a curated record. Gene Ontology annotation, biological process: proteolysis. Lineage: Eukaryota; Metazoa; Chordata; Mammalia; Macroscelidea; Macroscelididae. Gene Ontology annotation, molecular function: metalloendopeptidase activity.
UUCUACAUGCUGCCUCAGACUUCUCAGCUCCCUGUGCUGGCCAACAUGUCUUUGGUCCUGCUUUCUGUUCUCUGGCUGUUUGUUCAUACUCAAGCAACAGCUAUAAGCCAAACAACAGGAUUAAAUCAAUAUGAAUUAGUCCGGCCAAAAAAACUACACAUUUUGCACAGAAGAGAAAUAAAGAACAACCAAGCAGAGAAUGAUGACAAAGAGGAACAAUAUGAACCUGAAGUUCAGUAUCAGAUAAUGCUAAAUGGAGAAGAAAUUACUCUUCAUCUUCAAAAAACCAAGCACCUGCUAGGAUCAGAGUACACUGAGACAUAUUACUUACCUGAAGGAGAGGAGGUCACAACACAGCCCCAAAACAUGGAACACUGCUUCUAUCAAGGACAGAUCGAAAAUGAAAAGGAUUCUCUUGCCAGCAUUAGUACUUGUGAAGGGUUGAGGGGAUACUUCACAUACGGUGGUCAGAAAUAUCUGAUAAAGCCUCUAAAAAGCACAGACCAGGAAGAACAUGCUGUCCUAAUAGAUAACCAGGAGGAGCUUGACCCUGAUAACCACACUUGUGGUGUGAAAAACGUUGGAAGGAAACAAGCCCUGAUCCGAACUUCCAGAUCACUCAGUAGCUCAGAAGUAAGUAGAGAAAACUUUCUUCAUGGUGAGAAAUACAUUGAUCUCUUUUUGGUGCUGGACAAUGCCUUUUAUAAGCUGUAUAACAGGAAUACAACUUAUAUUAGAAGCUUUGUGUUUGGUGUGGUAAAUCUACUCAAUGUGAUUUAUAACACCAUAGACAUUAAAGUGGCUUUAGUAGGCAUGGAAAUCUGGUCCGAAGGUGACAAGAUAAAAGUGGUACCCAACGCAGGAGUGACCUUUAACAAUUUCCUGAAUUGGCAUCGUUCUAAUCUGACAAACGGUAGGAUCCACGACCAUGCUCAGCUCCUCAGUGGAAUUGGCUUCAGCCAUCGACUUGCUGGAAUGGUGGCCUCUAAUUCCUUGUGUUCUCCAUCUUCAGUUGCUGUUAUUGAGGGGGUAAGGAAGAAUGAUGUGGCUCUUGUUGCUGUUAUGGCACAUGAGUUGGGUCACGCUCUCGGUAUGCCCGAUGUUCCAUAUUACACCAAAUGCCCCUCUGGGAGUUGUGUGAUGAAUCAAUAUCUGAGUUCAAAGUUUCCAAAGGAUUUCAGCAAAACCUGCCGUUCAAGUUUUGAAAAAUACCUUUUAUCCCAAAAACCUAAGUGCAUUUUGCAAGCACCAAUUUCUAAAAAUAUAAUUACAAUACCAAAGUGUGGGAACAAACUUCUGGAAGUGGGAGAAGACUGUGAUUGUGGCUCUCCAAAGGAAUGUACCAACUCUUGCUGUGAAGCGUUGACUUGCAAACUGAAACCUGAACCCAAUUGUAAGGGAGAUGCUACAAACCAAGCCAUGUAA